Molecule: messenger RNA, 396 nt
Organism: Insectozyma verbasci
Lineage: Eukaryota; Fungi; Ascomycota; Pichiomycetes; Serinales; Debaryomycetaceae
Source: the annotation of a GenBank genome assembly
AUGAUUUACCUUAAAACAUUAUUAAAUGUGAUAGAUAAUAGUGGUGCUCAAGUAGUUGAAUGUAUAAAAGUACUUCGUCAUAAACCAAAAUCAUUUGGUAAAAUAGGUGAUCAAAUAACAUGUGUUGUAAAACAAGCAAGACCACAAUUAGAUUCAUUUCAAAAUACUCAAUCAAAUAAAGUUAAACGAAGAGAUAUUGUUAGAGGAGUAAUAGUUAGACAAAAAGCACCAUUUAGAAGAAAAGAUGGAAGUGUUGUAAGAUUUGAUGAUAAUGCAGUUGUAUUAAUUAAUAAAAACGGUGAUCCAUUGGGGACUAGAAUAUCAUCAGUUGUAGCUAAAGAAUUGAAAGAAUUAAAUUAUAAUAAAAUAGUAUCAUUGGCUCCAAAGACAUUUUAA